Oryza brachyantha (malo sina) is the source of this 1740-nucleotide messenger RNA. RefSeq names its product polyadenylate-binding protein-interacting protein 7-like. The record is from RefSeq and is a predicted model, not a curated record. Bases 85 to 1629 code for a protein of 514 amino acids. The transcript is spliced from 7 exons. Lineage: Eukaryota; Viridiplantae; Streptophyta; Magnoliopsida; Poales; Poaceae.
GGACUGGGGGGAGGAGGAGGAGGGGGGCGCAGGCAGGAACAGGAAGCAUCUUUCCAACAAGAGCUUCAUCUGAUCGUCGUCAAUAUGUCCAUCAAAGAGAGAACAUUAAGUUUGAUAAACAGGACCACUUCGUUAAAUCCAAAUGCACAAGAAUUUGUACCUUCAUCCCUCAGAUCUGUCAAUGAUGUUUCCAAUAGAUCAGACACAUCCAGGAUUUCUGUAUCAGGGUCCUCCAAAGACACUAUUGCAGACCAACAAGAGCCUGUUAUACCAAGCAACCCUGAUGAAGAAGCACAUCGGUACUGGCAAGAACAGCUCCCAGAUGAUAUUACCCCUGAUUUCAAAGUUCUGGGACAAGAUGAGACGCCUGGACCUGAUAAUCUUUCACUCAUUGGCUUGUCAAUAAAUGAUAGCAUUGGUGCUUCACUAUUUUCUCCAAACCAGACAUCGAAUUUGCAGCACCACGCUUCUCCUUUUAUUCAGGACACACUAAGCGCACGUGCAAAGAUCGAGUUCCCUAGCCCAACAUAUGUAGAAGAACAGUCACGAGCAACUAUUAUGAGUCCAACUGCAAGCACUAUGAGUCCCACUGCUGCUCCGUGGGUAAAGACAGUAAGAAGUGGUGGACAAUACAAUGCAAACAGAAGGGAUGCUAACCAUUACAAUGGAGAUUCUAGCAUUGGAGCUCCAGUGCAAAACCUUACUGAUGCAUACUUCGGAAGCAGGCGUAGCUUUAGCUCAACUAUGGAUAUCAUGAAUCAGCUGGAGAAUAAAGUUGAUGGACGACUCAAUCAGAAUCUGAGGUCACUGUCAUUUGGACAUUCAAGUCCACCAUCACCAGCAUCAUAUGGCCAAAAUGGUCUUAUGAACUAUAACAAAGAAGCUUUUGGUCUGGCAAACAAUAACUAUAGAUCCCAUUCAGCUGUAAUCGCAGAUGAUAUACUUUCACCUUCAGCUGGUCGGGAACAUAUUUCUCUGGAUGCUCCUAGGGGGAGGUUCAGUACAACUAAUUUGCCUGUUUCUGGCCUUGGUUCAAGCAGAGGCUCUCAGUUGAUGGCUAGCUCAUUCAAUGGCAAUCAUGACAUGGUGUCAAACAACACACUGCAAAAUGUAGCUGGAGUUCAAACAGGACCUGCUUGGCUUGAAACUGAUGCUGCGGCAAACAUGUUUUUGGAAUCAAAGGAUGAAGUUCAUGAUUUUGCAAGUCUGCGGCAUGCGCUUCUGGAACAGGAUAGGCAAGCUUUUCUAACUGGUGGCAAUCCUUUAGCAAAGGGACUAAACAUCAAGGAGCUGUACAAUAUGCAAAGCAGAUUAGCUCAGGAGAAGGCUAGAGAAACAAUAUUUCGCCAAAGAUUUCAAGUGCCAGAAUUUCAAGGACUGGUUCAGGAGCAAAACACCCCGAUUGACCUGUGCGGUCUUCAUGUAAGCGAGGCGAUACACGUCCUGAACUAUGAGCUCAACAACCGGCGGAAGAUUGCGCGAUCCACAGGCCGCCGUCUCCAGGUGAUCAUAAUCUCAAGCACCCGUACUCCGGCGAGGCUGACCGCCGCCGUCGAGCAGUACCUCCUGGAGCACGGCCUUCAGUAUACGCAGGCACAGCCGGGCCUCUUCCGUGUGCUGUUACAGUGAAGUAACAGAUGUUUGUGUGCACGAUGAGAUGAAAGAAAAAAAAAAGAGGAGGAACAGAAAAAGAAUGACCCCCUGUACUAUUGUAUAUGUCAGAGAUGAGAAGUAGCAGAA